UUGGCUGCACCUCACCUGCGUCGAUGACGUCAUCGGGGAAGCCACCAAAGCAGGAAGUGGCAGUUUAUGAAGCACGAAUAUGUGACAUGAAUCCCUCAACUAACAGCGGACAUAAUUGAGUUCACGCUUUUCUUUUUCUUUUUUUCCCCCUUUCUUCUUUUUUUUUUUGCGGAGAGUAAGGAGUUUUGAAAGUUUACCUCGCUCAGAGUCUCCAAUGUUGUAGGUGCGGAGGAGGUCACUGCACUGGGCCAAGGUGACAGCGGCAAUACGCCAUGUCUCACAACCCGCCGGACAGCCGUGCGGGUGACCAGGUCCCUCUAAUUCUGGAGAGCCACUUUUCCACAGAACUCCAUAUAUCUGAACCGGGAGAUGAAUGCUACCAGUUACAAAGCUCCCCCACUGUCCGGUCUGAGGUUCACAAAACCCAAGAGGAUGAAGCUGACGGGCUCAUGGUGCCCCAUCAGGUGAUUUUGAGCACCCAGAGUGCAGUGGCACUGAAGCUUGGCACUCAGCAGAUCAUCCCCAAAAACCUAGCCGUGACAAGCCGGCCCAAAAACCGCCACCACACCACUGUGGUGACGUUCCCUGUGGGACUAGAGAAUACCAGUAACGGAUCCCGCCUCCGACACUCAGCUCAGGGGCCUGAUGUGAGCUGGGAGGACUAUGACAGUGAUGGAGAUGGCUUCGCUUUGAGGAGAAACCGCAGGAACAAGUCAUACAGAGCGGCAGUGACCAGCCUGGACAUCGAGGCAAUGGCGAGGGGAAAAGGGGCUCCAAAGACACUAAAACCUGUUAAAGAAGGCAGAGCAUCCAGUCCCGGUGCAGCCCGCAGUCCUGGGAGAAAGCGAACCCUGCUUAGAAAGAGGAACCGUAACCAGCGUGGAUCAUUCAAAGAUGCAACGCCGCGCCUCUACCAGGAGAUCCGAGAGCGGGGUUUGUACUCUACCAACCAGGAUGAGCUACUGGACGACUUUGUAGUGGUGGAAGCUCCGGUGGAGGACCAGAGCAUCGUGGUGAAGAGCUACAGGCCGGCUCAGCUCACCUGGAGCCAGCUGCCACAGGUGAAGGAGACCGGCAUACUGAGCAUGAUCUCGCCUCAAGAGAGAAAGAGACAAGAGGCCAUCUUUGAAAUAAUCACAUCAGAACAUUCGUACCUGCACAGCCUGGGUAUCCUGGUGCGACAUUUUAAGGAGAGUGAAGCUUUGAGGAAAACCAUGACAGCCACAGAGCAUCACCACCUCUUCUCCAACAUCUCUGUUAUCCACCAAGUCAGCAAGCGAUUUUUUGAGGAUCUUGAGCGGCGUCACUCUGACAAUCCAGUCAUCCGAGACAUUAGCGACAUUGUCCAGAACCACGCCGCCCACCACUUUGAGCCGUACAUCGUCUACUGCUCCAAUGAGACCUUCCAGCAGAGGACGUUGCAGAAGCUCCUGAGGGGUAAUGGUGCCUUCAAGGACACAUUGAAACAAAUUGAAGGGAGCAGCGAAUGCGGAGGCCUCCCAAUGAUCUCGUUUCUCAUCCUUCCCAUGCAACGUGUUACCAGACUGCCACUGCUGCUGGAUACAAUUUGCCAGAAGACUCCUGACAAGACCGCCGAGUACUUUGCUGCGGUCUGGGCGCUGCACGCCAUCAGCAAGUUGGUCGGCAGCUGCAAUGACGGUGCACGGCGGAUGGAGAGGACGGAACAGAUGUACACCAUCCAGAAACAGAUGGAGUUUGGUAAAAUCAAGCCGUUUCCACUGGUGUCGUCGUCACGCUGGCUGAAGAAACGUGGCGAGCUGGCCGUCUGUGCCGAAGAGCUCAGCAUCUGGAGAGCAUUCAGUAACAGGAGCAACUACCUGUUUCUCUUCAAUGAUGUACUCAUUGUCACCAAGAGGAAGAGCGAGGACUCCUUUGUGGUGAUGGACUACGCCACCCUGGAGAAUGUGGAGGUGGAGGUCAGCAAUGAAACAGACGGUCAGGCGUCACCACCCGCCAAGAGCAGCUCCAGCCAAACUCUGUCCUUCAAGCUGCUCAUGAGCAAGAACAGUGAGGGCCGACAGGAGCACACCACCCUAGUGGCGGAGUCCAGGGUGGACCGGGCACGCUGGAUAGUCGCUCUCAGCCAGCACAAGGAGACGGAGCUUUUCUCCUGUAAAGACGGUCUGCCCCAGUACGAGGCCACCAAAGCCUACAUGCCCAAAGAGCCCGAUGAGCUGGGCCUGCAGCAAGCAGAGCUCGUCAUCGUCCAGAGAAACGAGGAUGGCUGGUGCUAUGGAGAGCGGAUGCGCGACGGUGAGAGGGGCUGGUUUCCUGACAGCUGUGCCACAGAGAUCACCGACCCCACGGCCAUAGAGGACAACGUGCAGCGAAUCAAGCGCCUCCGCAGAGAGACAAACGUUUGAGAAUAGCAGCGCCCCAGAAAGCAAGAACAUUUGUGAGGUCAGAGAUCUCACACCAACCUCAUCCAAGCGUGCCUUGAAAUGAUGGACCGUCACGCAAAAGAAAUGAUAGUCAGUGGUAAAUAGGAGGUACAGCCCAAUGUAAUUAUUACAUUCUUGAAGAUGUACAGUGCCUUUGCAGCACUGUCCAUAUCAAGCCUUAUUCCAAGUCAUUUUUUUUUAAACUCCAAAUUCAACAACCCCCUUAAUGAAGUAAGUUUUUGAAAUUGAAAACUACAAAAUAUUUAAACAAAGGGGUGUUAAAAAUUUAAGGGGGGGGGGGGUAGCUGUGUAGUGGUGCCUUGAAAGACGUUUUUCCCCAUUCUGUGACCACGUAUUUUACAGCAUUUCCAUAUAAUAAACAUCUUUCCUGAUGAGGGCUUCCUCUCAAACCAGCCCUUUCUCAUUGUCAUUACAGAUUUCCUAUUUUGGCCACCGUAGUUACCUUCUGGGAUAAAAUUGAAGCAUGUGGUCUUUAUUUAAAGGCUUUUUUGUGUAUGUGAGAAACAUUGCAAAUAUUGAAGUGUAUUUGACAAUGUAUAAACAAUUCACUUACAGAGGAACUUGAAUCUUAACAUCUUUACGAGGUGUAUAGCUCUAAGAUCUAGCUCAGGGAGGGGCAAAUUAUGUCCUGGGCGGCCACAGUCUGACCCCCCCUUCUGGUGCAUUGUUCACCACGUUUACAUUAAUCAAGGGUUGUGAAUUAUGGUGCAUUAAUUUAGCCAUUUUUUCCCAACACUGCUUAUUUAAGUCUUACAUUUCACAAUUACAGCUUGGCUAAAAUAAAAUUGCACAACCAGUUUUAAUUGGUUAAAUGAUAAUGGAAGUCUCUCCCCUGCCCCAAAAUAGUUCCAUUAUCAUGGGGGAAGUUUAAUCUUCAAAUUUUAAAUUAAACAGACCACCAGCAAUAGUUUGCUCAGGCCUGAUCUAGCUAAAUAUUUGUGAUGUAUAUUACGAAAUGGGUAUCACCGUGUUUGCCUUAAAUGAAAAAGCUCAUCCUUCCAUCUACAUUUGUAGUUUUGUGAAGCCUUAAACUAGCUUUUACAUGGCUACAUCCAUUAAAUAAAAAUCACUCCAUUGUCCCUGGUUUUUGGACUUUUAUUUGAGCUUGCAUUUUGUUAAAAUGUUUGAAUAGAUAAAAAGUCAUUUAAAAAUGUCAAACUGACAAGAUAUCAAAUUUCUUUUUUUUUUUUUUU
This is a messenger RNA of Syngnathoides biaculeatus (alligator pipefish), 3616 nucleotides long. It is a transcript of the gene arhgef16, whose product is annotated as Rho guanine nucleotide exchange factor (GEF) 16. Gene Ontology annotation, biological process: activation of GTPase activity. The transcript has 15 exons. Bases 273 to 2384 code for a protein of 703 amino acids. Gene Ontology annotation, molecular function: guanyl-nucleotide exchange factor activity; protein binding. The record is from RefSeq and is a predicted model, not a curated record. NCBI's taxonomy places the organism in Eukaryota, Metazoa, Chordata, Actinopteri, Syngnathiformes, Syngnathidae.